This is a messenger RNA of Ornithodoros turicata, 1538 nucleotides long. Its product is annotated as tubulin epsilon chain-like. Gene Ontology annotation, molecular function: GTP binding; structural constituent of cytoskeleton. NCBI's taxonomy places the organism in Eukaryota, Metazoa, Arthropoda, Arachnida, Ixodida, Argasidae. Gene Ontology annotation, cellular component: microtubule; cytoplasm. The record is from RefSeq and is a predicted model, not a curated record. The coding region runs from base 109 to 1470 and encodes 453 amino acids. Gene Ontology annotation, biological process: mitotic cell cycle; microtubule cytoskeleton organization. The transcript is spliced from 12 exons.
CGAAGAGACGCCAACAUGGCGGAAGGCGACAGUUUUUGAGUGGAGCGUGGUGGAGCGUGGAGCGUCAGGUCCCGAAAUCUUUCUACUGACGUAUAAAAUGCCGUCAAAAUGACGCAGUUUAUAGUUGUUCAAGUCGGGCAGUGCGGGAACCAGAUAGGAUGCAGAUUUUGGGACUAUGCAUUGCGGGAGCACACACUUCUGAAAGAUACUGUGGCCGAGAACUCAGCACUAUGGAAUUUUUUCCGCCCUGCUCACGAAUCGUCUGGAAGCCUUCGAGCUCGAGCUGUCAUGAUCGACAUGGAAGAAGGCGUUAUCAAUUCGACACUGCGCACCCCCUUAGGAAACCUAUUUACCAAUCAUCAGAUGGUUACCGAUGUGUCUGGAUCAGGGAAUAACUGGGCUGUGGGUUUCUACGAAUACGGUUCAAAAUACAGGAGCACCAUAGUGGAGAAGAUUCGUAAGGAGGCAGAGUUGUGUGACUGCCUUCAGGGAUUUUUUCUUCUGCAUUCUUUAGGUGGAGGGACUGGCUCAGGUCUUGGCUCCGCCGUUCUCCAAAUGUUGAAAGACGAGUUUCCGAGCGUCUUCAGGUUUGUCACAUCAGUGAUACCCUCUGCAACAGAUGAUGUGGUUACCUCCCCGUACAACACAGCUCUGGCUUUUGAAAAGAUUGCAGAGUUUGCCGAUUGUUCAUGCCCGGUUGAGAAUCAAGCUCUCAUCAAUAUUUGUGAUCAACUACAAAAAGUUCAACGAAGCACAACGAAAGACACGAGUGCCUAUUCCAAACUUGGUCAAAGGAAACAGGCCUUUGACCAGAUCAACAGCAUCGUGGCGUAUCUCUUACUGAAUUUAACGAGUUCAUCUAGAUUUCCAGGAAGCCUUAACGUGGACCUCAAUGAAUUAUGUACAAGCUUAGUACCAUACCCAAAACUACAUUUCUUGGUGUCAAGCGUCACUCCACUUCAUCAUAUAUUCGAUGCAUCGCUUCCUUCGCGGAGGCUGGAUCAGAUGUUCUCUGAUGCAUUCAGUGCUAACCACCAGCUUGUACAGUGUAAUGUGAAAAGUGGAGCACUGCUGGCUUGCACGCUUCUGGCACGAGGCAAUGUGAGCAUUUCAGACAUCAGAAGAAAUGUGGAGAGGAUUCGCUCUGAACUACGCUUUGUGCACUGGAAUCAAGACGGCUGGAAGACUGGGCUGUGUUCUGUGCCCCCUAUAGGCGCACAGCCACAUUCUCUCCUCAUGCUGGCUAACGCCACCUGCAUCCGCCACACAAUGGACCGUCUGAGGACUGAUGCUGCCAAACUCUACACCAGGAAGGCCCAUUUACACCACUUCCUCAAGGUAGCUGGCAUGGAAGAAACUCAUUUCGGUGAUGCCCUCGCUCAACUCGGUGAAGUGUCCGCAGAAUACAAAACUCUCGAGACAACAGACUACAGCAGGCUUGUCUUGCCAAGACUCGGUGUCCUUCUCUAGUGACGCGCUUGGGACACACUUUUAUUUUUCGACCGACAGAGAAGUAAAACAAAAGAAAGUGAACAACA